AUGAGACAAGAUGGAGCGAAAGCUCUGGAGAAGAGGAGCCGAGAUGGACCUUCUGGACUCUCCACUGGCACAGUGGGGGACACUGGCAUGGGACCCAGAUCUUCGACUAGAAGUUCCCGGACGACGAGAGGUGAUUCCUCGGUAGAGGAACAAGAGCCUCCACGGCGAGUGGCCCACGGAGUGCCAGCGGAGCGGCUUACAGCCCCGCAGGGCAAGAGGGAUGGUACUCUCCUCUCUGGUGAGCCUCCCAAUAAGUUGGUAAGACCUUUAGAACAGACGCUGACUGGUGGAACUUCCAACUCUGCGAUUUCCGGAGCAAAGGAAAGAUUGAGAGAGAAGAGAGCUGCUGCUGCUGCUGCUGCAACUGUUGUGGCUCCUGGAGCUUCUGGAUCCUCUGGAUCCACUGGAUCCUCAGGAACGACUCAAGGUGGGCUUUCGAUUGAAUUGCAUCCCUUGCUUCGAAAUAUGGCACCCACUAAGGCAUCUGCCAACCCUGUGAAGCAGAGAAACGUGCGGUCGAUGUUUGACCCUUCAGCAAUCAACCCGUACCUCGACCAGGCGGCAGGUGGCACCAUCAUCUCAAGACCAUCGAGACCGCUCCAAUUCAACCCGAGGGGCAAAUACAUAGCACAGGGAGACCAGAUGAGACGGACGUUGGCACAGGAACAACGCGAGAGGGAUCAUUUCCUCCAACAAAAGGAUGCCGGGUUAACUGCCAACGAGGCUCUUGCAGAACAUCUCUAUAAAAUAGUCCCGCCACCAACUGUGGAAUGGUGGGAUAAGCCAUACCUUCGGGACCCACUCAAGGGGUAUGUGGCAGACCUUGAAGACACAUCCCUGCUUGUUUUGGACAAUGAGGACGCCCCCGUGUCUUUAUACAUUCAACAUCCGGUGUUCCUUGCCGCUCCUUGGGAGCGCCAUGAGGAGGCAUCCAUACAACAGAAGGGUUCCACCCUCAUGCUCACUCCCAAGGAACGGAAACGUCUUCGUCGUAACAACAGGCUCUCGGCACUCCAGGAUAAGCAAGACCGGAUCAAGCUUGGCCUUGACCCACCUCCACCGCCCAAGGUGAAGCUUUCCAACCUUAUGAACGUUCUCACGAACGAGGCGAUCCAAGACCCCACGGCAGUGGAAAUGAGAGUCCGUCAGGAGGUUGAGGAAAGGUUUGAAACCCACAUGCGCGCGAAUGAUGCCCGGAAGCUCACUAGAGAGCAACGACAUGCCAAGGACCAUGCACAACGAGAUAAGGACCUCCAAAGGGGUUAUCACACAGUUGUAUUCAAGAUAGACAGUCUUGCCAAUGGGCAGCAUUUCUACAAACUUGAUCUCAAUGCCAAACAAUUGGAGUUGGUGGGCAUUUGUCUAUGCAACCCAAAAUUCAAUUUGGUGGUUGCCACGGGUGGUGAGAAGGCGAUCAAGUUCUACAAGAAGCUUCUCACCCAACGGAUCAAAUGGACAGAGUAUGUGAAGCCCAAAGAGGAUCAGGGAGUCGAAGGAGACGCUAAUGUUGAUCUUUCAACCAACAGGUGCACCCUCAUUUGGGAGGGACAAUCCAAAGAGCUUGGGUUUAAGAAAUGGUCUAUCAUGAGAUCUCGUGAUGACGACGAAGCUCUACAGGUGUUGCAUCGGUUCAAUGUGGAGAACCAUUGGAGACAAGCUGAGGCCAUUCACGGCCCGGACUCAGUGGGAAAUUGA
Molecule: messenger RNA, 1695 nt
Organism: [Candida] anglica
Lineage: Eukaryota; Fungi; Ascomycota; Pichiomycetes; Serinales; Debaryomycetaceae
Source: the annotation of a GenBank genome assembly